UCUUAUUUUUGCCAUCAGAUUUUGUUCCUUAAAAAACAUUGUAAUUAUCUUUUGACCAAAAAAAACAUUAAAAUUAUCAUAAAAUCAUCCUCGAAACAGAGAGAGUUAAGAUCUAAGGAAAGGGAAGAUGGAGAGCAGACAAUCGAGCAAGAACUCGAAGAAGACCCAUGUCUUCGUAUUGCUUGCCCUGACACUACUGAGCUCGAUCGAGCGAAUCUCGUCUCUCUCUGUGACGGUCAGCGACGAUGAAUGCGUCCAAGAGUAUGUCCUUUACGAAGGAGACACCGUCUCCGGUAACUUCGUCGUCGUCGACCACGAAAUCUUCUGGGGAUCAGACCAUCCCGGUUUGGAUUUCACGGUGACGUCUCCUGCUGGGAACAUUGUACAGACGUUGAAGGGAACAUCGGGAGAUAAGUUUGAGUUUAAGGCACCGAGAAGUGGAAUGUACAAGUUCUGUUUCCAUAACCCUUACUCUACUCCUGAGACUGUCUCCUUCUACAUUCACGUUGGUCAUAUCCCCAACGAGCAUGACUUAGCCAAAGACGAACAUUUGGACCCGGUGAAUGUUAAGAUAGCUGAGCUGAGAGAGGCUCUGGAGUCUGUUGUUGCUGAGCAAAAGUAUUUGAAAGCACGUGAUACUCGUCACCGUCAUACCAAUGAGAGCACGAGGAAGCGGGUGAUAUUCUACACAGUAGGAGAGUACAUAUUCCUAGCAGCAGCAAGCGGUCUUCAGGUUCUCUACAUCCGCAAGCUCUUCAGCAAGUCCGUUGCUUACAACAGGGUUUGAACAUAACUAAAACCCCAUCAUCAAGGUUGUUAUGUUACAACUGAUGAGAACACAAUCAUAAAAAAAAACGUGUUAGUUAAUUAAGAGCUUAUUAGCGAAAGACUCCCUUUUUGUUUUCGGUUUCUACAAUUUUUCGUUGCCUUCAGUUUAAUGUGGAGAACUUGAUAAAGCUUAUAUUAUGAUUAUCAUAUGAUCAUCGUUCA
Molecule: messenger RNA, 990 nt
Organism: Brassica napus (rape)
Lineage: Eukaryota; Viridiplantae; Streptophyta; Magnoliopsida; Brassicales; Brassicaceae
Product: transmembrane emp24 domain-containing protein p24beta3-like
Exons: 4
Coding region: 128-787 (219 amino acids)
Biological process (GO): endoplasmic reticulum to Golgi vesicle-mediated transport; Golgi organization; intracellular protein transport
Cellular component (GO): COPII-coated ER to Golgi transport vesicle; Golgi apparatus; endoplasmic reticulum-Golgi intermediate compartment
Source: RefSeq, a predicted model, not a curated record